Talaromyces proteolyticus is the source of this 5901-nucleotide messenger RNA. RefSeq names its product NFX1-type zinc finger-containing protein 1. The coding region runs from base 1 to 5733 and encodes 1910 amino acids. Lineage: Eukaryota; Fungi; Ascomycota; Eurotiomycetes; Eurotiales; Trichocomaceae. Gene Ontology annotation, biological process: regulatory ncRNA-mediated heterochromatin formation. The record is from RefSeq and is a predicted model, not a curated record. The transcript has 7 exons. Gene Ontology annotation, molecular function: helicase activity; zinc ion binding. Gene Ontology annotation, cellular component: nuclear RNA-directed RNA polymerase complex; nucleus.
AUGGAGAAUGCUAACCUAUACUUAGGCAAGUACGGAAGCGCAUGCACCUUUUCUCAUGAUAGAGUUUCCAGCAAAUCUCAAGACUGUAGACCAGCGCAGCGCGAUAGGAGAGCUGAUGAAUCCUUGGAGGAACAGCGCGCUAGGGUCAGCUAUAAUUCCUGGAGAAGACUCAUUCGGAGGCUGCCUCAGACAGAUGAUCUUUAUGCCAUGCAAAAUCUGUGGGAUGGGGCUCUUGAAAUAUUGAACGGCGAUGACCGGGAUUGGAAGCAGACUCUUCCAAAAGAUCUGAACAAUGACGACGAUUAUUGCGGUCGGGAUUACAUCCAAGCUCUCUUGAGCAAACGAGCACAGGCCAGUCAGUAUGAUAGGUUUAUCAAAACUUCGCGAUCAUUCCUCCUCGUCAUGACGCAUUCAGCCAUGGUAGACUGCCUGUCGGUUGACACGUACGUUGGAAGCUUAUACAUCUUCAUGUCGGGGGCAAAUGGCACCCGAGCGAUUCCAUUUUUCCAACAUAUCUGCGAGAUCAUUGUGGCUACUCGUACAGAGACUGUUCGAGAAACUCCACUAGAUAGGCUCGAUUCGACUUUGGUUGUUCUCUCAGCUGCCCUCUCAGAAUUACUCCGGCGCGAACCUCGAGCCAGAUACAACGAGAACCUUUCCGAUCUUAUCAAUUCUUUGGAGACUGCCGCUCAGUUGAUGACUGAGGAUGAGUCAACCGUUACGUCUAAUAUAAUCAUCAGUCGGGCUAGAGACCUUCGCGCCGUAGUUGAUCGCGCAUGCGGAUUACUCUCCGAGGAGGCUGACAAUGACCUCGACGCACCCUCGACUUCGGUCCUCCGCUCAACUUACCCCCGUGAUAUCGUCAUGCCUGGAGACCGCCACGAUAAUGAUAAAAUCGACAUUACGAAAAUCAAAAUAUUUCCCACACGAGGGGAGAUAAUGAGUGAUGUGAAAGAAUUCUUACCUUCCACAGAUCCGGAUCAGCCACAUUUCCUUACCAGCAAACUGGAGAGACACAUCGACACUCACUUCCGCCUCCUUCGUCACGAUACGUUCGGCAAGCUAAAAGACUCGCUUGGAGGUUUGAUGAAAGAUAUCAUCAAUGACCCAAAUAAACUCACGAACCCAAGGCCUGAAUUCGGAGACACCCGCACUUAUACCUACUCAAAUCCGUUUGUGAGUUACCUGAUGCUCAACAGCCGCGGAGGACUACAAGCUCGAAUUUCCUUCCUUCAGCCUCAUCCUGCCCGCAGAGGAUCCACAGUGGACAGGCGCAAAUGCACAGAGACAAGAAAUGAUGAUAGCUUGACCCACAGCAAUAAUACGGCAACUAUCACAGUCAAGCUGAUGACACAUGAUCAGGCCGCCGUCGAAGCCCUGCUUGACUUGAGUCGCCAGAAGAUUCGUGGCAUCCUACUCGAAUUUCCUCAUAUCCUCCCAGCUACAUUCAUUCCUGUGCUGGAGAACUUGCAGAACAUGCAACGCCUGAGUCGAUUGCCGUUUCGCGAAUGGAUUCUGCCAGAUCGCGUCGGCGGCCCGUCAGGGGCAAAGCUUGACGUUCCACCGCCACUAUACGCUCGACACGCCGGGUUUGCCUUUCCUCUAAAGUCCAUUCUCAUUUCAGGUGCUAGCACUAUGUCAUUGUGUCCAUCUUUCUCGGGUAACGACCACUUUUCUCUUGCUGAGUUGGAGGAGAAGACCGAGCUCGAUCGUGGGCAAUGUGUGGCUUUGGUCGCAGCGCUUACUCGUGAAUUCGCCUUCAUUCAAGGCCCCCCAGGCACGGGGAAGUCAUACCUUGGAGUUAAGCUGAUGAAGGUUCUCCUAGAUGUAAAGACGAGUGCAAAUCUUGGUCCAAUUGUUGUUGUGUGCUACACGAAUCAUGCGUUGGACCAAUUUCUAGAGCACCUUAUCAAUACGGGUAUCCGGAAGAUCAUUCGUGUUGGCGGUCAAAGUCGCUCCGACUUGCUUGAGAACCACAAUCUCCGGAUCAUCGCGCAGUCCGAAGCAAAGAGCAAACACGAAAGUUGGCAGGCUGCCACAGGCUAUCAGAAAUUAAACGGGUAUGAGGAAAAGUCAAAACGUAUCCUAGGUCGACUACAUGGCAAACCAAAACGGAUCGAGUGGAAGUAUUUUGAGCGUCACAUUGCCGGACAUUACGAUCGCAUAAACGCUCAAUUCAAGACGGUCGAUGAAGAUGGAUUCACAAUUUUUGGUCGGCAUCCCUUUGAUAUUUGGGCUGAUGUGCCCUCUGUUGCAGAGCCCGGAACAGCUUUCACGACGUUAGACAUGGCCAGCAUCAUCCAAAAGGCAGGAACAAAUGUCCAAUCUCUUGCAUACAACGAGAGGGGAAUGCUUAUUAAACUUUGGACCGAAGAAAUUCGGCGGGACGCAGCAGAAGAAUUCUUUGAAAUAAUCAAAGAUGCUGAAGCCACCCAACGUCAUCUUACGAAUGUCCACGAGGAGAUCAACCGACGGGUUCUACAAGGUGCGGACGUCAUCGGCCUCACAACAAGCGGCCUUGCUAAGAAUAUAUCGACCUUGCAACGUGUGCGGUCCAAGGUUGUCAUUUGCGAGGAAGCUGGUGAAGUGAUGGAGCCACACAUUAUAUCCGCACUGCUGCCCACAGUGGAACAUUUCGUUCAGAUCGGCGAUCAUCAACAACUACGUCCGUCCAUCAACAAUUUCCAUGACCUGUCCCUUGAAAGCGAUCAGGGGGUCUUGUAUCAGCUUGAUCGGAGCCAAUUCGAACGACUCUCGGUUGGCGAGCGCGGAAGACCCUCGAUGCCUGUUGCUCAACUGAAUGUUCAGAGACGAAUGCGCCCUGAUGUUUCUACCCUGAUUCGGGAGACGAUAUACGACAAGUUGAUCGAUCAUCCAAGUACGGCGCAACUCCCCGAUGUGGUCGGCAUGCGCAAGAACGUAUUUUGGCUCGACCAUGACAACAUGGAGGACGAAAAGUUGGCAGAAAUACAGCAUAAAAAAUCUAAGUCCAACGACUGGGAAGUCGACAUGGUGCAUGCACUAGUUCGCCAUAUGGUCCGCCAAGGAGUCUAUACCAGCAGUGAUAUCGCGGUAUUGACACCGUACACUGGCCAGCUACAGAAACUACGCACAGCAAUGCGCAAUGACUUCGAGAUUAUCCUCAGCGAUCGGGAUGAAGACGCCUUGAUUAAGGAUGGGUUUACUGCUCAAGAUUCCUCCGAGAACGAAACUGCUGCGGAACAGCACAACAAGAGAAAGCCUCUAGAGAAAAAGAAGUUGAGUGACCUUCUCCGCGUAGCCACUGUCGAUAAUUUCCAGGGUGAAGAAGCCAAGAUCAUUAUUGUCUCUUUAGUUCGAAGCAACAAAAACCAGAAAGUCGGAUUUCUCAAGACCACAAAUCGCAUCAACGUUCUCUUGAGCCGUGCCCAGCAUGGAAUGUACCUCAUUGGCAACACUGAUACUUACUCGAACAUACCAAUGUGGCAAAAAGUUAUUAAUAUGCUACGUGCCAAGAACUCUGUCGGCCCCUCUUUGGACCUCUGCUGCCCUCGACACAUGGCCACUGCGAUUCAGGUCCAACAGCCAGACGACUUUGCUAAGCUUAGUCCUGAAGGUGGUUGUCGCGAAGCCUGUAUGGACCGUCUCCCAGAUUGCGGACACCGAUGUCAGGCGAGGUGUCAUUCCAAAGCUAUGCAUGAAGUUUUCAGUUGUGAACAGCCCUGCCAACGCCGAUAUAAGCCUUGCGAUCAUCCUUGCCAAAAGAAAACCUGUGGCGAGGAUUGCGGGAGAUGCACGGUCGCGUUAGAGAAUAUACAGCUCCCAUGUGGCCAUUUCAAAGAGCGUGUUUUUUGCUACCUGGCACAAAAUCUAAACGCCAUCCAAUGCAACGUUGUCGUCAGUAAGACCGUCCCUAGAUGUGGCCACAUAGUCCAGGUGCAGUGCUCUCAGGAGGUGAACGAGGAAAAAUACCUCUGCCCGGAUCCUUGUGGGACGAUUCUGACCUGUGGCCAUCCUUGUCCGGGUUCAUGUGGUCGUUGCAACAUCAAAGACAGUCUUAUCGCGGAGCACUCCAAAUGCGACAGAAUAUGUGGCAGGCGCUUUGGAACGUGCAAUCACACUUGUCCCAAAACCUGCCAUGAUGGGUCAGAUUGUGGUCUAUGUAUGUCUAGGUGCGAGGUAACAUGCAAACAUUCUCGCUGCACUCUUCGGUGCCACGAAGCAUGCGCACCAUGUAUUGAGCGAUGUACAUGGUCCUGUCCACACCAGGGAGAGUGCACAAUGCCCUGUUCGGCGCCAUGUAACCGUUUUCCAUGUAAUAAGCGCUGCAGUAGGCAGCUUCUUUGCGGUCACCAGUGCCCUGGUAUUUGUGGAGAAGACUGUCUUCCAGAGUAUUGCAAGGAAUGUCGAAUGCAGCUCGAUGCUCAAGUUGACAUGUUGCUGUUCAUGCAGUAUGGGGAGAUUAAUCUAGAUGAGACCCCGGUGAUUGCUCUCGCUUGUGGGCAUUUCUUCACCGCCGAAACCUUGGACGGUAUGAUUGGGUUAAAGGAAGUAUACAAGAUCGACCCUGAAACUAGCAACGUCCUCGGUCUAGAAGACAUUUCUUCCACAAUGGCUCUAGCAAUUCCAAAAUGUCCACACUGUCAACGCCCCAUACGACAAUAUGCAACACAAAGGUAUAAUCGGCUCAUUAAUCGCGCCGUUAUCGACGAGAUGUCAAAGCGAUUCAUUGUCACGGGACAAACAGACUUGCAAGAAAUGGAGAGUAAACUAACCAAAAUUGAGACUGAAUUAGAAGACACUCGUUCAGAUGUCACAGGUGCCAGUAUAGGUUACAUUUCGCCAAAUGCGCACGAUCGGGCCAUCAGAAAUGUCUCACAAAAGCUUCAGAUUCGGUAUAGGACAUCCGCACAACUUCGGGCAGCUGUUAGUCAACUCCAGCGACGCGUGGCUGAACGCCACCAACCUGCGCACAAACUUCAUGAAGCUACAGUCCAUGCUAUGCAGCGGGAUUUACCUCUUGAAAGCGCACUGGGUGCCCUCAAGCUUAAGGAUAUCACGCCGACUGGCGAACGCGAUCACCGCAUCACACUUGGGGCAAAGAUGAUAGAGAUUAAGAUUGACUGUAUUACUAUGGAAGACAAGUUCCGUGUGCUUUCAGCUGCGAAGGCCAAAUAUGGGGAUUCAGCUACUUCUCUAACGUUCUCCGGAAACUCUCCUUUGAUGCUGAUCAAGGGCUUCUUCCAGUCCUGCGAGGAUCUCAUCAACAAAUGCAGCGAGAAGGCCUUGCCGAAACUUGCAGUCGAAGCAUCACUCUACUACGCGCGCAUUGUUCGGCUGUUCGAGACCUCUGGACUUUCUGACCCCAAGGACCGCGAGAUGGCUAUCAAACACCAUGAGAGCGCUAAGACCCUGCUUGAAGGAGCAGAGAAAUUAUGCGAGCAAGGGUUCCAGGCUGCAGACACUCUGUUGCAGGCAGUCAGAGAGUCUCUCAAAUCCCUGCAGAAGGAUUGGUACGAAGAAGUCACAGUCGAGGAGGUCGAGGCGAUCAAGAAAGCAAUGGUUAGUGGGCCGAGAGGAAUUGCCACCCACUCAGGUCACUGGUACAAUUGUGCCAAUGGACAUCCGUUUGCCAUCGGAGAAUGUGGUAUGCCCAUGGAGCUUGCACGUUGCCCGGAGUGUGGGGCAAGGAUUGGUGGACAGCACCAUGAAGCUGUGCAGGGUGUGACCCGUGCGGAGAAUAUGGAGCAUUAGGUGACUAUACAUAUAGGUACACUAGAUACAGGGUUCGUUCCGGUCUAGAUAGAUUUGGUAUAUGAGAUGACGUGUUGUCUUAGUUCCUUGCGUUCUAUUGGUUAUAAUGUAUUUUCAUUUUUCAACCUACGCUUGUGACGCACACGCGAGGCUGAGCCUAGAGGGGCC